Messenger RNA from Stylophora pistillata, 3448 nucleotides. RefSeq lists its product as uncharacterized. NCBI's taxonomy places the organism in Eukaryota, Metazoa, Cnidaria, Anthozoa, Scleractinia, Pocilloporidae. Gene Ontology annotation, molecular function: protein binding. The record is from RefSeq and is a predicted model, not a curated record.
CCUUCGAUAUAGCUUCACUCGUGAUGUGUCCGUGAUAUGAUAUAGUAAGGAAAACUAUCAGUACCAUCACAAAAAACUACGACAGGAAGAGGACGUAAUCUGUGAUUCAUGCGUUUAUUUGAAAUAAUCUCCAUACAAACGUUCAGAUUUUACGGAAACUAUCGAUAGCGUGGAGCCAAAGGCGGCUUAUAACUGAGUGAAAACUUUAUGCUUGCAUGAGCACAAAGCAAAUGGCAGGUGGGCAUCCGAGUGAGAGCUUCAAGUCAGCCUUUGGAGUACUGGACCAAGGACACUGACUACAGAGCAGCAACCAAAUUUAUUGGUUAGAAAGUCAUUGACCUCUGCUCAAUUAACAAUCCAGUACUUCUUCAUGGCCACCGCUGUAGCACCUUCGUUUCAUUCGACAAAAGAGACAACCAAUUACGCCCGGUUAUGCAGGCUUCUGGUGGAUGUCGGAUCAGAUGUCCUGAGAGAGACUUUUGAAAAGAAGCGUCCCCCAGGAAACCUGGACACGGUCCUGUCAAGCCCUCCAGUUCAUGCCGUGCUCCUAUCACUGAAGAAGAAGAAACUGUUAAAUCCUCAACAAUGGGACAAACUGUAUCCUGUUCUCAGAUCCUCAGUUUCAUCGAAGAAUUUCGAUACCACUCUCCUAAUGGUUCUGUUGAGGAAUAUUUGUGGCCUUGUUCCUCCGUCUACCGGCUGGAAUACACUUCCUCCCGCAGCAGACACAACUCUUGAUGCAGAUAUCGUUCGUAUCAAAUACUACAGAAACACAGUUUAUGGUCAUGCCAGCGAGGCCUCAGUCGAUGGCGCAACAUUCAAUCAAUACUGGCAGGACAUCCAAGGUCCAUUGGUGAGAUUGGGAGGAGGAGGUUACCAAGCUGCCAUUGAUGAUUUAAAAACGGAAUGCAUGGACCCUGAUUUCGAAGAACACUACAAAGAGCUUCUAAGGCAAGUAGUGAUGGAUGAAGUCAGCAUCAAGGAACGACUAGAUGUAAUGAGAAAAGAGAUGGGUCAGAUCGGUAGAAGCCUGGAUGAAUUCAAGGAAGCAAUUGUCAAUCCCAUAAAGAAAGCAGGAGACAAAGCUGUAACGGAGUACUCCAUUGCGUUAAAAGAAUCAAUAAGAAGCCAAACCGAGUACCUCGCUCAGGUCUCACCAACCUUGCCCAACGCAAGAACAGAUCACAUAUUCACCAACCUUCUCAUGCAACAUGGAAGAAAACCUGUCGAAGAUCUUGAUUUGGAAAGAAAAGAAUGCUUCUACCUGCAUGGCCAAGCGAGAAGAAGAAAGUUAGUCGAAGAUCUUGAUUUGAAACGAGAGAAACGCGUUCGCCAGUAUGGUCAAAUGAGUGGUAAGCAAAUAAAACACUCUCAAGACAUAUUUCUCUCAACUGAUGGCAAACAUCCAGAAUCUGUUCUUGUCACUGGAAAGGCUGGCAUCGGUAAAACACUGUUUUGUCAAAAGCUGAUCAGAGAUUGGGCUGACAACAAAUUAUUUCAAUCUAAAGCAAACACCGAGGUACCUGACUUUAAGUUCGCAUACUUGCUCACGUUUCGUCAACUCAAUCUACUUGGGGACGACCCUGUUACCUUGAAGGAUAUCUUAAACCGAUCUUCAGUGCUAGAUGACCACUCAAAUAUCGACGACUCUUUAUUUGAGUACGUUGUUGAUCACCCUGAAGAAGUUUUGAUUGUCAUCGACGGGUAUGACGAGUGUUCACAACGAGAUUACAUCGCUAGUGAUUCACAUGAAAAGUACCCAAACAACGCCUUUGAGAAAAUACCAGUCGCAGCAGUGUGUGCCAAGCUAAUUAAAGGAAAAAUACUGAGAGGUUCAGUUGUAAUGAUCACGUCAAGACCCGAUGAAUCUGACGAAAUGAAAGACAAAGACAUUCAUUUUGACAGAUACGUUGAAAUCACAGGAUUUUCCGAGCCACAAGUAAAAGAGUACAUUGGAAAGUACUUCAAAAGCAACGAAGGAAUGAAAAAUACUGUACUAGGCCACAUUACAAAGAAUGUCAAUCUUGUCAGCUUUGCCCACAUUCCUGUUCUAUGUUUCCUGAUGUGUUCUUAUUUCGAAAAUAAACUGCAACAUUCAGAUAUCACAAAUCCACUUCCGGUGAAAACAAGUGACCUUUAUGAUGAAAUAAUCAAAGUGUUCGUGCAAAAGCACGAUAAAAACAAAAGACUAGCUCUCGAAGUGACUCUGGAUAAAUUAUCAAAGCUGGCAGCUCAACUUCUUGAAGAGAGAAGGUAUCUUUUCAUGAAAGAGGAUUUGAAAACUUUUAACUCGCAGGAGGUUGAAAGUCUGUGUGGAAGUGGUCUUCUUCAUUGCGGUCCUCCUUUCAGGAAGUCUUUUUCUGCAACGACGAAAUAUUUUUGUUUUACUCACUUGACCCUUCAAGAGUACUUAGCGGCUAGUUGGUUUGUAAAGGAGAGAAAAACUCCCCCCAAACAUGUGUCUCCAGAAGUAUUUCAAUUUAUGUCCGGUAUUUUGUCAAAGCAAAAAGACGCCGUAUUCAUGGAAAUGUUACUAGAGGAAAUUUCCCGUUUAAGAGGAAUUUCUGUCUGUAGAUAUCGGCUUCUAAAGUUUAAAUGCCUCAUGGACUACGAAGACGUGGAGUUUGUUAAAAGAAUAGUAAAGAAACGUCGCCAUGACUUAUUUGAACAGGAAGGUAGUAUGUUAUUUUGUUAUAGCGAACUGACAGAUGUGGACUGCACCACUUUGUCUUUUCUGUUUCAUGUUUUUGGUGCACUCAAUGCAGAGGAAGAAUCUGAAGUGAGUGAAGGAACAUCUAAAAUGGGAGCAAAAUGGACACUAACCACCUUAAGCCUGAGUUUUAAUCAGAUCACUGAUGCCGGUGUUGUCAGUCUAUGUGAAGCAUUACAGACACCAACAUGUAAACUCACCACACUUGAUCUGAGGGAAAAUCAGAUCACCGAUGCCGGUGUUGUCAGUCUAUGUCAAACACUACAGACACCAACAUGUGAACUCACCACACUUGAUCUGCGUGGAAAUCAGAUCACCGAUGCCGGUGUUGUCAGUUUAUGUCAAGCGUUACAGACACCAACAUGUAAACUGACCACACUUCAUCUGAGUGGAAAUCAGAUCACCGAUGCCGGUGUUGUCAGUCUAUGUCAAGCAUUACAGACACGAACAUGUAAACUCACCACACUUCAUCUGAGUUGUUAUCAGAUCGCCAAUGUCGAUUCUGUCAUUCCAUGUCGAGCAUUACAGACACCAACAAGUCAGAUCACCGAUGCCGGUUUUGUCAGUCUUUGUCAAGCAUUACAAAUGCCAACAUGUAAACUCACCACACUUGUUCUGCGUGGAAAUCAGAUCACUGAUACCGGUGUUGUCAGUCUAUGUCAAGCAUUACAGACACCAACAUGUAAACUCACCACACUUCUUCUGAGUAGAAAUCAGAUCACCGAUGCUGUUACUUAA